UUUUUAUCUCGCAGCUGUCGUGUACGUUGCCCUAUUCCCCUCCUCUCGGGUUUGCGUCGUCCGGCCUCUUGUGCCCUCGCACCAACAUCACGAUGCAAGCACAUCUCGCACUCCUCAUCGCCUUCCUCUCCUUCUUCAGGCAGGCAUGUGCUCAAACGACUCUAAGCAACGGGCCCACAUAUGCAUCCGGCGCGUACCCCUUUCCACAACCCUCGCAGCCAGGCCAAGUCACUCCAGGAGGCGAUGGAACCUCUUUCAACAAUGUGAUCAGCAUUUCAGGUGAGCUCGAGGACCGAAAAUCGACAGGUCGCAUGCACCAAGCUAGCAUAUAUGAAUUUACCUUUAUUUCCUUCCAUCAGGAACAUCGAGCUAUAUGUUUCAGUCCCUCUCUCAGACAUCUACCUUUACCCCAGCCUCACCAAUUUUCGGAAGCUACAACCCAGUGGCAACCUACAAUCCAAAUGCGACAGCGACGACGAUUCCUACGAACCCGCCAGUCUCCUCAGGCUCCUCAUCUGGUUCUUCAUCCAGUGGUGGUUCCAGCUCCAGCAAAAAUGCUGCCUCCUCGUUCUUGAAUGCACGCGAUAUGGUCCUCGUUGGCGCUUUCUCGAUUGCAACUUUGAUCGGCGCAUCAUUGAUCCUUGCGUAGGUUUUCGGCUGGCCGAGCUUCCCUUG
Messenger RNA from Tilletiaria anomala UBC 951, 675 nucleotides. RefSeq lists its product as uncharacterized. The transcript has 2 exons. Lineage: Eukaryota; Fungi; Basidiomycota; Exobasidiomycetes; Georgefischeriales; Tilletiariaceae. Bases 93 to 575 code for a protein of 160 amino acids. The record is from RefSeq and is a predicted model, not a curated record.